Lates calcarifer (barramundi perch) is the source of this 8036-nucleotide messenger RNA. It is a transcript of the gene mgll, whose product is annotated as monoglyceride lipase. Gene Ontology annotation, cellular component: membrane. Gene Ontology annotation, molecular function: lipase activity. The transcript is spliced from 7 exons. The record is from RefSeq and is a predicted model, not a curated record. NCBI's taxonomy places the organism in Eukaryota, Metazoa, Chordata, Actinopteri, Centropomidae. The coding region runs from base 167 to 1201 and encodes 344 amino acids.
UGUGUGUGCAUGUGUGUGCGUGUGCGCGCGCGCGCGUUUUUUUCUGUGUGUGUGUACAGCUCAGAUUUGGAUCCGGCAUAUCCUUACUAACAAACCUUGUCAUCUCCGACGCAUGCCUUAAACACGCACUAAAAUAAAUAAACAAAAACAACAGCAAGUGUUAACAAUGAACGCGGUGACCGCCGCCACCUGCCUGUUCGUCGCCGGCCUGAGCUGCUACCUCUACGGCAGCGAUGUGUUGUUAUCGCUGCUCCGUGUCUCUGUUGCAGACCCUUCCAUGCCCGAGCCGGGAGCUGCUCCGCGGCGGAGCCCGCAGGGAGUCCCCUACGCCGACCUGCCGCACAUUGUCAACGCCGACGGACUGCACCUGUUCUGCCGCUACUGGGAGCCCACCGAUCCGCCAAGGGCUUUGGUGUUUGUUGUCCAUGGGGUCGGGGAGCACUGUGGUCCGUAUGAUGAGAUUGCACAGCGAAUGAAGGAACAGUCCCUGCUGGUAUUCGCACACGACCACGUGGGCCAUGGUCAGAGUGAAGGAGAGAGGGUGGCCAUCAAAGACUUCCAGGUUUACAUCAGGGACUCUCUGCAGCACAUAGACCUGAUGAAAUCCCGCCACCCCGACCUACCCGUCUUCAUUGUGGGUCACUCUAUGGGCGGUGCUAUCUCUAUCCUGACAGCCUGCGAGAGGCCCAGUGAUUUUGCUGGAGUGGUUCUGAUUGGGCCGAUGGUCCAGAUGAACCCAGACACAGCCACGCCGUUCAAGAUUUUUGUAGCGAAGGUCCUGCACCGCAUGCUACCCAGCCUCACUCUGGGCUCCAUCGAGUCUAAAUGGAUCUCACGGGACAAGACGCAGGUGGAGGCAUACGACACUGAUGAGCUGAACUACCAUGGCGGGUUGCGGGUGUCGUUCGGCAUACAGCUGAUCGGGGCUGCGGCUCGCAUCGAGAAGGAGAUCCCUUCUAUUAGCUGGCCCUUCCUGCUCCUGCACGGCGAUGCUGACAAGCUCUGCGACAUCAGGGGCUCCAAGAUGAUGUACGAGAACGCCCCAAGCUCAGACAAGACACUCAAAAUCUACGAGGGAGGCUACCACGCCCUUCACCACGACCUCCCAGAGGUGGCCCAGUCCGUGUUAAAGGAAGUGGCCGGCUGGAUCACAGAGCGCCUCCCCGCCACGACAUCGCCACAACCACAACAAGGCUCGUAGACUUGUAACUUGUACGACCAAGUCAGCGUUCCAGGGCAACUGCCAAACUCUUCCUAAGAGGCCUGCUCAGUUUCCAGUAGCCCAUCAGGCGUAACAAUACUACUACACUCUCUAGUCUGAGAAAUACAUUGGGGCUCAAAGACUGACAUUAUUUUCUCAGUAUAAUAAUUUAACUAACUUUAUCCUCUGGGCAUAUACUGUACAAAAAGAAUUUACCACACUCUCCUGUGUACCUGUCAAUCAGCCCACCAAUUUAAAUUGGAUGAUGUGGUCAGAAACCACUUCUUCUUGUAGAUACUCAGCAGCAGUUGUCAGUUUCACUGCAAAAAUCACAAUCAUACAUUAAUUUAAUCCUGCAAGCUGAUUUGGUUACUAUUUCAUCAUCUCUAUUAGACCUCACUCACAAGCAGCUCAAGAGGGGCAAAGUUUAAGCUUCAGUAUGCUGGGGUUCAACGUGCAAUAAUCAAGUUUCCAUCUCCUAGACAUACAGCAACAACUUAAUACAUUAUUUAUCUGCAGAGGGACAUUUCCUUUUAGUUCACCCUCCAUUCACAGGUCAGGUCAGAGGUCAGGAUCAGCUAGAGGACAGCACCACUGGAGUUGCUGUAGGUUCCAAUGUAGGUUGAAUGCUCAAUAAAUUGCUCCUCAUGCUCUAAUCUGCUUUAAGCCCAUCUCCCUCCUCUGCCUUCUCCUCGAUUGCACUGUUUUACAAAUUACGUAAAAUAUCACUUUUGACACAGGCAGCUCGUGUAGAGUCGAAUUUUCUUCCCCUCCACCUUCAUGUACUGACUGAAUGACCAAACUAACCAGGUGAAGCUGUUUUGUCCCUCUCUCUGCAGGUGGUAAUUAGAGGGAGGGCGCAAGGGUCGAGAGGGCAGAGGGCCUCUCCUUUCUGCGACCUUUGACCUUUAAGGUCACUGUUGACUUCACCGUUAAGAGUCACUCUUUGAAACAGUAACUUCAUUAAGCUCAGGCUGCAGACAGGGGCUCAGCUGGAAUACGAGAGGGACACGUCGCUCUGUUAUUGGGGACAAAAGUAGAUCUCCCUUUGUUCACAUAGCAUCUGCUGUUUGGUGGACACUUUUAUCCAAACCACCUUAAAGUAAUACGGCCGCACACAUGGAUGACCACAGUGGGAAUCCAGCCUCUAUUUCAGAACAAUGCCAUAGUCAUAGUCAGGAAGUUCAACAGAAUAGCAGAUGAGGAGGAAUAAAUACCACUGAGGACUGCACCUAAACACCACAGCAAUCUAGUAUAUGUUUUCAUGUUAGUAAGAAUCAAGUUUAAGUAACAGAUACAUGCAGGGUCAUUCUAAUGUACACAUGUUGGGUACUUUAUAGCCUGAUUGCAGUAUUCCUUAGGCUCAUUUGACUACUUUGAACCAAAUUUUGGGGAGACUUGGAUCCAUUUCUAAAUUUCUGUCUGCAGAACAGAACUAGGAACAGGAAUAGUGAAGGAGGAGUUUUUCAAACAUCUACCUGCAGUAUGAGCUGCUAAAACAGCGGUCAAGCUCAACUUCCCCUUUUCUUUUUCAGCUCUCAAAGUAGUAGCAGCAGUGUGCAGUAUUUGAGGUGGCUUCAAUGAAACCACAGCAAUAAUGUCACGGUGGCCUAUAUUCUUGCUAGCCGUUAAUUAUAAGCUAUACAGCCGCACACAGUGAGCUCACCAUUUCAUACUGGUGAGUAGACUGUAAUUAGCCAGUAUUGCUACGUGUGCUAAGCUGUCCCCACCUAUUCAUCGAGCAUGAGAGUUUCAGCAAAAGUUUCAAAGUUUGUUCGCCCCCAACAUCAAGCAUAGAAAAGGAUCAGACAUUGUGAUGUUUUUGUCAUGUAAAACAUCAGACAUACAUACAGUUCAUACAACUAAUGCUUCUAGUUGUUGACUUCAGACAUCCUACAUGUCCUGUAGAAAAUACAUCCAGUGUGCAGUUCUUGGAAACAUAAUUGACUGUGUCACACUAGCGUUUAGAUUUUUUCCUUUAUCGCUCAGAAUUCAAAGGGAGUCAUGCAGAGAGUGUAGGGGAGGCUCAGUGCUGUAUCCACGGUGACCGCUACUCAUGUGUAACCACGGCAGCGGGCCAGCAGCGAGGUAGAAUUUUUAAAAUUCUAUUUUACAUGUGUAGUAACCAGGGUGAUCACUACAAGACUGGCAGAAUGAGAUAAAUUUCUGGCUCCAUGCCUGCUGCUCUGUCUCUCCUCCUUUCUGCCUCUUCACUCCCAUCCUCUCUCACCCCGUCUCACCCUGUGUCACCCUGUUUCACGGCCUCUGGUCGCUUCUUUUUAUAGUUGUAGAUGUGGUGAGCAGUGCUCUUUGUUCUGUUGAUCACAGGGCCCCUUGUUCUACUACAGAUUCAAACAUCUUGUACUAUCAGCCACCCACACUGUCCCUAGUGGUCAAUUAUCAGAACAGCAACAGGUUAAAAUUUAAAUCAAAUAAUUUUUUCCCCCAUUUCUUUUGCCCAUAAGCUCCCACUCAUCUAACAGGGGACUCAUCACUUAACCAGCUCAGCUUAAUGCUAUAUCUUACCACACUGGAUGGCUUUAGGAAAGCAAAAAGUGUGAUCUAAUUAGUGGGCCUGCUAGUGUGACCACAAGUCACUGGAGCUCCACAGAUACCUUUGAGCUCCAUUCUGUUUUGCUAUUUUUAUUCUCUUAUUUUGUCUCUGGUGUAAACUGUUACCACUACCUAUGAGAGAUUAAUGAAUUGACAUCAAACGCAAAUGUAAGUGUUUUAGUGUAUGAAUAAAAUGGAUAUAAUAAGAAAUAAAUCACAGAAAAAAAUUAAAGGAAAAGUCCCCCCCCCAAAAAAAGAGGUAAAAUCAGGAUAUAAGUACAUCCUCUUCUCUUUUUCUUGGGCACCAGACUGUAUUUUUCCAGAUAACACUGCUACUGCUGCAGACAUAGAUGGAGAUGUAACGUAUUCCUCAGUCCCAGUGGGAGCCAGAUCCUUCACCUCAACCAGAACUGCAGGGGUUUAUAUCAUAAGCACUUCAAACACAGUCUACUCCUGAUUGGGCUGCGGCAGGCGCAGCACACACAAAGACUACACAGCCCCAGUUGUAUUCAUACUCAUAAUAGCACCCCUGCUGCACUGCAUGAGUACAGCUGAUUUAACUUUGCAGGAUCCUAUGGAACAGUAAAUUUCAAAAGCUCUACCUGUCAGACUACACAAGUGAAUAUUACUGCUAUCGUUAACUAUGGAGGCGGAGAGCAAUGGAGAUGGAGUGAGCGAAGAUUGAGAGAAAGAGAAAGACAGGAGAGAAGCUGUCAGUAACCAUGGUAGCAGCUUUUCUCUCCCCUAGAAAAUUCAACCUGUGAAAACUGUAUUUGUUUAUGGUGUAGGGUGUACAACAGACAGGGCUGGUUGUUCAUUUGCUGCUCUGAGGAUUCCCUUUUGUGUGAGCAUCGAGAUAAGGGAGCAAACAAUUAGCUUCAUCAGUUCACAGUGAAUAAUAAGAGCUCCACACACUUGACAAAUUCAAAUCAGGCCUGGCUGCUGUUUGUAGCUGUCUGAAAACACGCUGUUUCCAGUCAAGCAAAGUGUGAUUUAUAGGAGCAUUUAAGAACAACAUUUUUCUUUUUUUCUAGUAAGUUUGUGUUCAUAUAUACAUCUAUGCCUUGCUUUGAAUAAAAAAUGGUCAAAGGCCUAUUAGAGAAAUUUAAGAGGCCACCACUUCUUUAUCAUAUUCCAUUCCUACUCACCUGUCUUAAAGGUGUGCAAUUCCUGACACAAUCCUCUCAUCUUGUAAAGCCAUGUAAGCCAUCCAUAUCCAUGCCAAUAUCCUUUUCUACUGGCAUGUACACUUACACAGGCAUGGUUCAUAUGCAGGUUUGCCAUACUGAGAGAUAGCCAUGUAGAGUUGCAGUGACCUGUUAAUAUGUAAUAAUCCACUUGACUGUUAUAUCUUUUUUUAUUUAGGACAAAAGUUCUUUAUUUAGUGAGUGAGAGAAAAUAACGAGGACAGGAAACCACUGAAUCUAAAUUUAAUUGUCCUGCUGGUUUGUCAGUUUUUUUUUUUUAUCUCGACUUUAUGACUGUUUCAAAGAAAAGAGCUGUUAUAUACAAUGGAAGACUAAAGUGCACAGGACAGAGACUGAAGUGCACUGGAAAGGUUCAUUGCAGAAUUUGCAUGAAUGGAGUCAGUGCUCAAGUGAGCAGCAAGAAUUGAAGAGGUCUUCUCCAAAAUGCAUUUUUAAAAAAAAUUGUACCUUAACUUCAUCAUCAUAUCUGUAAAAUACAGAUGAUCCAGGCUGUUAGAGUGGAAUAAUUUCCUCCACUGAAAACUUAAGUUUUCAAAUAAUUGAUUUUGCAUUUUGGAACAAAACCCCAGUUCAAAUCUUGCUUUUUUUUUUUCUUUGUUUUGACUGAUUUGAUGUAUUUCUAGUUACCAGACUGCUUGAUUACUGAACAUAAUUGUAAUACACUGUACAAUAGCAUAGCAUUGUUAACACUUGAUGGAAAUGCAAAAAUCAAGAUCUUUUAUUUAUCUUAUCUAGGAUAUUUAUACAAAUUAAUUUUAUGUAUAGGCAAUUAUAUAAUGAUUACACAUCAUGACAAGGCACUUUUUACAGCAUAAACCAGUCACCAGUCACUUACUGUUGAUGCUCAGCCACAUGGAGAUUCAUGAGACCAUUGUCGGAAACUGGUUUAAGGUUGUAUGUAUGUAAGCUCAGCGAUCCCAAAAAUGAAUGACAAUGUUUCUGAUAUGAUUUUUCAUAGAGUAUUUUACUACUGUGUGUUUAAGUCACUGUUGUGUUGAAGUCUUGUUGCAGUUUGUCAGAGAACCUUGUUUGUUUAAACCAUUUGAUAUUUUUUCAUUUUAGAACAAAAUCUUAACAGCCAGGGUGUUAUUGCUACAGGUUUGGGAAAAUCUUGUACUUCUUUCCCAAAUUAGCUUUUCACUUAAAAUGUAGAUUUUUUUUUUUUUUUUAACUUUGAGUUAAAGGUGGGUAUGAAUGAGAGACUUAAUGUAGCUUUCUCCAUUCAUAAAACCUUCUUUUCAAACCUCAGAAGAAAGACAAUUUGGUCAAAAGCCUAAAUUGCAGGUAUCAGGUGUCCUCCCAACAUCAGCCUGAUUUCUGAGAAGAAGAAAAAAAAAGCCUCGGAUUCAUUUGACUAAGAAUUCCACACAAUUUUAGAGAUUUUCAUGGGAAUGUGUAUUGUAUGUUUGUCUAUUUUUGGAUUGUGGUCUAGUGUUGUUUGUGCCUUAUUACUAUGACGAAUGUGUCUUUGAGUGUGUCUGUGCCUGUGUGUGAGUCCGUGAGUGUGUGUGUGUGUGUUUUGAUAUAAAUGAACUGUGCAGAGCAGCAUUAAGCAGAUCCGCUUCUCUGUUAUUCUGGCUUUUCUGGCUGUCUGUCAUCACAGCUGUUUCUGGUUCUGGUUCAGUAGUUGCGUCUGUCUGCUUGUCUUUUUCCUGUCUGUCUCUUUUGUCUUUCUGUCUGUCUGAAUAUCUAUCCAAUCUGGGGGUCUAAGCAGAUAUAGGUCAAAAACUGUUUCUGAAUCCUUCAGUACUGACUCAGAUACUUUUAAAUACCUCCCAGCUCCUCUAAACAAUUAUUUUGUUUUAGCUUUAAAGACCCCCACAUUAUCUAGAAACACAAUACUUGACAUUAAAGGCAAUGCUUUUGCUCUGCCUGGAGUUGUUAUAAUGACAGAAUGACUGUAUAACAUUUGGAACUUGAAUCCAUUUUCCCCCACAUAUUUCCAACCAGAAAACAACAAGAACCAGAUGUGUAUACGUUUUUGAGUCCAUCGUGACUGUUAUGUAUUGAAUGGAUGCAUUCCUUUCUCUUGUCCGUAUUUGUACAUGUUUAGAUAUGGUGAGGCUUUUGUAAAGGGGGCCAAUACAUUUCAAACUGUCUUAGUCAAUCCAGACGUGUUGUUGAGGUGAAAUGAAAAGGCAUCAAAGGGAUGAAAUCAACAUGUCAAAUUACACCCUACAAAUUCAGGUUUUCAGGAAAACUAUAGAAUAACACAGCAUUAAAAUAUUCACACUUAGCAUCUUUGGCAGAACUGGAGUCAAACUUUAACAUGGUUUGUCAUUACUUGCACAGUGCAGUUACUCUGUACUUUUCUCAUGUGACACUGCUCAUGAAUAAACAAAUACUUAGGAAAACUCAGCUACGUGAUAUAAAACCUGGGAAGAUGAAGUGUCAAUUAUCAACAAAAGCAAUGCUCACUCCAGAAAGACAUCUAAUGUGAUGGAGCAGAGUUCUCUCUCUCUCUUUUUUUUUCAUUACACAGUGGAAUAAUAAUAUAAAUCCAACUCUAACAUGAGCAUGCAGUGACAUACAAUAUCAUUACUCACAAGGUGGGAGUUGAUGUUUUCAGGCAGCACAUUAUGGACCACAUAAAGAUAAUGAUGAGACAUCAUAUUGUUGAGUCUUCCUUGUAAAGUAAUGUGUUGUUUGCAUCAACAGUUUACUAAAUACUGGAUGACGCCUGAUUUGAAUAGUCCAGUGCUGAUACUCAACCAUCAAGUGAUGAAAGGUAGAUGUUCAACAACGUGCUGUUUUUCUUUGCUAAAGACAGUGUACCCCAAACCUUAAUUUAACUCAAAUACAAAUAUUAAACAACUGCAAAAGAAAAGAAUCAUAAUCUACUUAACCUCAGUACACCCUUCACUGAUUUAUUGUAGUCAUUGCAUAAGAAGUUGAGUUGCAGCAUUAGACAAUUUAAUUCAAGUGUGACAAAAUAUUGUAUAUAAGAUGUAUAUAUAGUAAACUGUAAUAAUGGAAAUACUUCUGAAUCACUGAAAGUCAAACUGCUUGUUACUAGAAGGUUCAUAAUGUCCAUACUCUCUGACAGAAUAAACUAUAUGACUGUUUAACUUAAA